Molecule: messenger RNA, 2595 nt
Organism: Saccharomycopsis crataegensis
Lineage: Eukaryota; Fungi; Ascomycota; Saccharomycetes; Ascoideales; Saccharomycopsidaceae
Exons: 1
Coding region: 1-2595 (864 amino acids)
Biological process (GO): DNA repair; DNA-templated DNA replication; mitotic cell cycle
Cellular component (GO): nuclear replication fork
Molecular function (GO): chromatin binding
Source: RefSeq, a predicted model, not a curated record
AUGUCGAAAGAAGAUGAGGAAUCAAAUACCCCAGAAUCUUUAGAUGGGGGAAUCGGGAACCCCUUUGUCGAAGAUGGGGCGGAAGAAGGUAGCGAUGAAGAGGCUGAUGAACGUCCUGAUGUGAUGGAUUUUCUUGGUAGUGAUGCUGAUAAUGAUGAUGAAGACAAUAAUGAAGAUGAUAAAGAAGAUGAUAAUGGCGCUGAUGAUUUUGAUGCAAAUGUUGAUGAUGCUGGUAAGCCAAUUAGCAAACUUGAAUAUAUUUUGAAUUACAAAAAACGACCUACAGAGAACCUGGAAGACCAACUACCGCCAAAGAAGCGGUUUUUGUUAUCUCAAGCAAAGUUAGAGCGUAAUAAAUACACUGUCGGAACUUCUAAAGGAGAAUCUUUAUUAUACAACGAAACACCGGACAAAGAUGAUGAAGAAAAAGAAAAUGAACCAGAAGAAAAGAGCCUGCAGAUCACUGAUAAACAUUUUCGGGCGUAUCGUAAAGCAAGAUUGAUUCAUAAACGAUUGAAAGAUCUCGAAUCAAAACAGGAAUUAGUGAAAUUGCUUCCGCCAAAAGAAUUCCGGUUCAAGAUGUUUUUGGAAGAGCGACUCAAUAAGAUCAUUGCCCAUCACUUCAACGACUUUGAUGAUGUGCAAAUGGCCACUUUAAAACGCCAAUAUACCUCGUAUUACAUUAAACAUCAACAAUUCAUCAAAGUGCAACAUUUUUUGACCGGUUACAAGUCGGCAAUUGCCAAGGUUGAGACCAAGAAGUUCCAGAUCAUACCGUUUUCCCCAGGAUGCACUCCUUGGAACUUGGGAAGAAAGUAUUUAACCAUGAAUAAAGUUGGAGUGGUAUGGAUUGAAACAAAGACUUCUACUCCGAUUGUCACGUUCCAGACAUUUGAUAAGUCCAUUAGGGAUAAUUUCUGGUUUUCAGUGGACAAUAUCUACGAUUUAUGUUACUUGGACGGCCAAGGUAUGGCGCUAGCACAGAGUGGGUAUUAUGAUGAUGGAGAAAAUAGAAUGGAUACCUCUGGGUUGAGUAAACUCCGAAGAUUUGUCCGAUUGUUGUACAAAAGUCAUCGUGAUAACUUGGAAUUCACUACCAAAAUCGAACUUCUCAAAAACGAAUUUGUAUCAACCAUCUCCAUUGCCAAUAGAAUUAUUUACGUGUUUAUCAACACCGGGAUGGUUAAGAUGUAUUCACUGGGUAGUGGGUUCCUCUUAGGAAUGCGGAAAAGUUUCCCGACGGUGGCGUCGCUCGGCAGUGAUAACUUUCUCUUCAAUAUUGAAAUACAGGAUCCUUACGCUUAUGAAUUCCUUUAUUCCAUUGAAGAUGUUGUCAAUGACCGAUAUUUAAUGCUACAUGACCGAUUAAAUAUUGAGACGGUUAGAAACCCCAUGGUUAAUACUUUCAAUGAUAAUAUUGUGACUUUUGACAUUCUACGAGGGAUUUUUUUCAAUGAUAAUGGGUUCCCCAGCUAUGUUGAUGCCAAUGAAUAUCUUUACGUGUACGAUGGGGAUACCGGGUUUGUACCAAUGUUGAAUCUUCUUGAUGCCUUUAAUAACUUCAACCCCACCCAUAACAGUUUGAUUUAUUUCCCUUUGAGUGUCACUGGAGGGAAUGUUCAAGCGGUAGUGAUUAAAGAUGCAAUUAUCGAUCAGAAAAUGGGAAUUAUUCAGGGGAAAAUAUCCCGGGCCCAACGGCAAGUGGUGCUGAUUGAAAAAGAAAUCAAGCAGAAGCAAAGAACCCAAAACAUUUUAGAUAAACGUAUGAGAAAAAAAACUGAGGAAUCAGAGGAAGCAACUGAACAAGAAAAACCAACAAAACCAUUGAGCAAGGCAGAAAUCGCCCAGCAAACUGCUUUAGAAAAAAAUCGGAAAAUCGUGGAGAAUUCUGCAGGGUAUAUCAUGAAGAGUCUGAAUAAAAGUGAUUAUUUCUCUGUGGAAAGUUACAAUUUUCCCUGGUUUCCGUUGCCAGGGCUUAAUAAUUUCAAACUUCGAGUACCUGUGGAUACUUGUCAAGAAUUAACAAGAAACACUGCGUUUAAUGACCCUAAGUUACUCGAACAGGCAGAAAAUGAAAAAAAGAAAGAUGAUGAAGAAGUUGGAGAUUCGUUGUUUGAUGAUGAAGAGACUGAAAAUGCCCGGAUCAAUAAAUUGUUUGGCAUUGGUGAUGACGAUGAUGAUGCUUUUGAAGACCCUAAUAGUAAAUUCAACAAAUUGAUCUCUGGUAACGAUCUCGAUUCGGCCAGUAUUAAUGCAUUGUUCUUUAUGAAAUCAUUAUCGUCAGAUGUGGAAGAAAAAAACCUCUCCAAGGAUGAUCAAGAGGAAAGGAGGGACCAACUAUUGAAAUUUGCUCUUCAACAUGAUUCUAAUCUCCUCCGGUUGUUCAAUGAGUUACUUCAAGCUAAUAAAAUGCGGUUGGCGUUUAAUUUGGUGAAAUUGUUGAAGUUAAACAAGAGUUUUGAAGCAGUAAAGAAGAUUUGCAUUUUGAAUAACAAAAAGUUGGAAGGCCAAGGAUUGAUGAAAUUUAAAAAAGUGAUUGAUUAUUGGCAAUCUAAAAAGAAGAAGAAUUAUGAUAAAUGGUAUGGACAGUGCUAG